GGCUGCGCAGGCGCGGUCCCGACGAGCAACGCGUUUGUAGACGGGUGGGUGCGCACGCUCUGUGCCUGCGUGACCUUCCGACCCCGCUGUCCUCACCGCAAUGGCGGCUGUGAGGGCCCUGGUGGCCUCGAGGCUCGCUGCGGCAUCUGCAUUCACGUCCCUGUCCCCCGGCGGUCGGACGCCUUCCCAGCGCGCAGCCCUUCACCUCUCCGUGCCGCGCCCCGCGGCCAGGGUCGCGCUGGUGCUGUCUGGAUGCGGAGUCUACGAUGGGACCGAGAUCCACGAGGCCUCGGCGAUCCUGGUGCACCUGAGCCGUGGAGGGGCUGAAGUCCAGAUCUUUGCUCCUGACGUCCCUCAGAUGCACGUGAUUGACCACACCAAGGGGCAGCCGUCCGAAGGCGAGAGCAGGAAUGUUUUGACCGAGUCUGCGAGGAUCGCCCGUGGCAAAAUCACAGACCUGGCCAACCUCAGUGCAGCCAACCAUGAUGCCGCCAUCUUUCCAGGAGGCUUUGGAGCAGCUAAAAACCUGAGCACGUUUGCCGUGGACGGGAAAGAUUGCAAGGUGAAUAAAGAAGUGGAGCGUGUCCUGAAGGAGUUCCACCAGGCCGGGAAGCCCAUCGGCUUGUGUUGCAUUGCACCUGUCCUCGCGGCCAAGGUGCUCAGAGGCAUCGAGGUGACUGUGGGCCACGAGCAGGAGGAAGGUGGCAAGUGGCCUUACGCCGGGACCGCGGAGGCCAUCAAGGCCCUGGGUGCCAAGCACUGCGUGAAGGAAGUGGUCAUAUCCUUCCUGGUAGCCAGGCCCGGCCCGCCGUCGUGCUUGUCCCUGAGACGUGCAUAGGGACGCCCCUCCCUCCGGGCUGCCUUGGUGGGUGGCCUCUUCACCGGGAGCUGCACCUGCUGCUCUCCCUGUGGGGCCUCCCCCAGUGGGCACCGCGGCCAUGUGUCUAAGGGCAUAGAGCAGAUGGCUGACAGCCCAGCUGGUGUGAGGUGGGUCACAGACACGUCAGAAGCGCAGCUCUGGUGCGUGGUUGGCAGAUCUGGCAGAUCCAGGUCCCUUGCCUGACUGUUGAUUCUGCUGAGCAACCCCCAGGCAGCCACACUCCGUGCCCAGCCGGGGGAGGGUGAGGAAAGAGUGUGUGCGAGGUGUGGAGGGAGAGCAGCCGGGCAUGCAGGAGGCAGGGGCUUCCUGGCUUUAUUUGGGCGGAAGUUCUCAGGCCAGUUUGGGUGGCCAGGUGAUUCAGCCAGCCUCGCGGCCCCCAGCCCCUCCUGUUGAAGUGUGUACCCUGAGUUCUGAGAUGAUGGACCAAGAACGCCAGCGGGGCUGUUGCCCAGGGAGAUUUGGAGGGAGGCUCCUGGAAGGCCCUGCCUGGAUCUGGGAGAAUGUCCAUGUGAGCCUAAUUGAGAGAACAGAACACUCCGGGGUGCCGGAAGGCACUGGAAUGAGUAGAGCAUGGACCCGGUCCCCUGCAGGUGUUGUUCUGAAGGGUGCAGUUCCUCUCAAUGGGGCAGCUUUUUUCUCACAGGCAGCUUCGGACGUCAGGCCCCGUCUCCCUCCCUGCGGCUUUCCUGCUGGGCAGGCCUCUGACUGCUUGCAGGAAGAUAGGGGCACAUGUCUUGGGUGGUGUGGAGGCCUGGCCGGUGGUCACAUGUGUGGUGUUGGGGAGGCUCAGGUCUGUGGCUGGCCGGCCCCAGUUGUGCCACCUGCUGCCCUGUUGCCCUGCCCCAUGAGGACCGGCUCCUUCACGGCCAGUUCUUCUUCUGAAAAGCGGAGGCGCUGCCACUGCCUCGCGUGGUGGUUGUGAGCACCCCAGGCAUGUGUGCGCCCCCAUGGCGGGGCAGCUCGUGGCCAUGUGUGGGUGUUGGGCCUGUGUGAUGCUGGCAUGAAAGGUGUCCUGUUCCCUGGAAUUUCCCGCUGCUUUCUUCCUCUAGAAUGCAUGUGAAUUGGGAACAGUUUCCUUCUUAUGUUGUUCAGCAGCAUAAAUCAUACAGAAAGCGGGGUCCUGCCGGCACAGACUGCACCAGGAGCGAGUUCUCCUCUUCCAAGUUAUCUGAGAACAAAGUUAGGACACGCGGUGAGGGUGGGGGAGGGGCCGGGGCUCCACACCUGAAAGUCCCUCAGGUCCGUGCUGGGUGGCUUUUUCCGUAACUCUGCACACGAAGCUCACGUGGACCAGAAAAACAAGGUGGUCACGACCCCAGCCUUCAUGUGCGAGACGGCACUCCACUACAUCCAUGAUGGGAUCGGAGCCAUGGUGAGGAAGGUGCUGGAACUCACUGGAAAGUGACGCGCAUGGACAGGGCCCAGCUAGGCACCAGGACUUGGCCUCACCCUCUGGCUGAGGAGCUGUUGGCUGCUUUCCAUCCAGCUGGGAGUCUGGCAGGCCCUUUUUUUUUUUUUUUUUUUUUGCUGAAACCUGCAGGUGUUCUCUCUCUAAGGAGGGUGUGCUGCAGUGCACAGGAGGAUGUUUCUUCCUGGGCAUGGCUGGGCUGCUCUCACAUACAGAGGCCGGGGGGCCAAUUCGUUCUCUGCCACAGGGACUUGCCUCACUGUGUCCCAAAAACAAAUCGCAGCCAGCUUUUCCAGAAAUAGAAAAUUCUGCCGUCUGAGGUUUUGUACUUCAGGUUAGUUAAUUUUUGGAAGGAAGAACAUUUUUAGGUUUGCAAGCCUCCUGAUCAGGAAACCAGAAAUACCACAUUUAUGGACCAUGAAAGGUUGGUUCUUGACUCUGAAGGGACUUUUGAGUUAAUCAGCGUAAGGGGGUUUCUAAAGCAGGCAAUCCCUGUAGCCGCAGAGAAUAAACGCCUUCCCAAAAUGGCAACUUCCCACAGCCACAUUUCAGACCUGCUGAGACUGCUGAGUGAGGAAUGGCAGUGAGGUUUCUUCAAUUAGUCUCAGUUCUCUUAAUUUUCAGGAAGAAAGGGAAAUUGCAGCUCCUCAGCCCCCAGGAUUGACCUCUGGGGAGUGAUGGUAGCGUUGGUGCCAGGCCGUGGGUUCAGGUGUGGCAGAAGCUUGCAGAUGCGUCCGAAGGGAAAUAAAGUGUGUUGGCGUUCGA
Messenger RNA from Pan troglodytes (chimpanzee), 3053 nucleotides. It is a transcript of the gene GATD3, whose product is annotated as glutamine amidotransferase class 1 domain containing 3. Bases 101 to 838 code for a protein of 245 amino acids. Gene Ontology annotation, cellular component: mitochondrion. The record is from RefSeq and is a predicted model, not a curated record. The transcript is spliced from 6 exons. NCBI's taxonomy places the organism in Eukaryota, Metazoa, Chordata, Mammalia, Primates, Hominidae.